Molecule: messenger RNA, 1807 nt
Organism: Patiria miniata (bat star)
Lineage: Eukaryota; Metazoa; Echinodermata; Asteroidea; Valvatida; Asterinidae
Product: draxin-like
Exons: 8
Coding region: 184-1029 (281 amino acids)
Biological process (GO): Wnt signaling pathway; axon guidance
Cellular component (GO): extracellular region
Source: RefSeq, a predicted model, not a curated record
CACCAAAAUACAAUGCACAAAGGAUUGUCUGACACCCAGACUCUGCACCCUGCUUAAUCUUACAUGAAUUAAAUACCCCCUUGUUACCCGACUAUUGAGUCACUUUUCUUUGAAGACGUCGAGUGGGAGCCAUCAGUGCUGAUUUUCUUGCGGUCUUGACCAUCUGACAUCAGAGAUACCACAAUGAGGGUUUGGCUGGUACUCCUCUUCACCCUGUUAGCUGUGUUGAUACUGGCGGAGACCGGGGAAGCAAAGAAGAAGAAAGAUAGACAGCCUCAAUCAGACGUUGUCGACGCCGGCGAAACUCCGGAAGAAGGUGGACGUCGCCGUGGUGACAGGCAACGGGGGAAAGAUAAAAAAGGCAGGAAGGAUCGCGGACGUCAUAAUGAAGAACAGACUGAUGUAGAAGUAACAGGUGAUGCAGAUACCCCACCAGCCGACACCGAAGAAACAAACCCAGAAGAACCUCAGGUUAUGCCUGAGCCAGAACCUGAGCCACAGCCACAAGGGGAGACUUCUCCUACAAGAAGGGGCAAGAAGGGACGUAAAGGAGGAGCCAACCCAGACAAAGCAGCCCGCCGGGCAGCCAAGGAGGAACGCAUGCAGACCAGACGCGAGAAACAAGCGGAGAAAACGGCGCGCAAGGAAGGCAGCUCAGCACGCAAGGAGGCCCGCAAGGAGGCCAAGAGAGAAUCCAAGCAUGCCGCCAACGCCGAGAGGAAACAAGCCCGUAAAGAAGCUAGGAAGAUGGAACGACAUUCCAACGUGACCAGCGAUUGUAGCGAACAUUCCGAUUGUGCCUCAGGAAGGUGCUGUCAGCAACGUGGGCCUCUGCAGAAAUGCCGCGUUUUCAACAGGCCAGAGGGCGGCAAGUGCUUUUCGGAUUGUGUUUGCGCAGAAGGCCUGGAGUGCUUUUUCCGUGAGGGGAAACAACCUAGGCAACCAGGCGGUAACGUCAAGGGUCAGUGCCGUCAAAUCGCAGCCGACGAACCAGCGACCAAUCAGGAACAAGGCCAAAAUGAAGAGUAAAUCGCGACGAUCGGAGUUUGAAAUGACAGGUACAGGGUUCGGAACAAGAUGCAUUAUGGAGAGAGCAGGGAAUUGCGAAAGGGUGGCGCACUAGUUCAUGUAGUUUUAUCAUUUUUAUUAACGUGCUAAGUAAAGUACUAGCUGUUGACUGUUUUCAUAUUAACUGUUUGAACUUAUCAAUUUUUAAAACGCGCAAAUUACAAAAUAACCUUUUGCUAAUAUUUGUUUGUAUGUUUGCAUUUUUGUAAGUUUUCUUUUUAGCAUUUUGUGUUUUUAAUGUUUUACAGUACCAGUUUUCUUUUCAAAUUUGAUAAAAAGUGUGAUUUUGAUGUUAAUUUCGAACAUGUAGUUAAAAGUUCAGUGUGCUGGCAUACGGGCCUACGGGGAUGUUAACAUAAAUAUGUUGUUGACUUGUUUUUAUUGAUUGUGUGUGUGGAUUUUGUUUUUUUUUAUUUUGUUUUUUUAUUACUUGUUUUUUUUUGGCAAACAUGCUUAACGAUGCAAACAGACGAUACAUGUAUAUUCCAUCAUUACGAAAAUCUGUACUUCGGGAUAUUGUUUAAACUAUGUUGUGCUUUCUUGUUGUACUUGAGUCAAGCAAUGAAUUUGACGUAUGACUUUUCGUAGAAUAGCGUAUUACAAAAUUCUUUCAUUCUCUACCAAAGUAUAGUAGGAAAAAAACUUUAGAAUGAUUCAAUCAUGAUAAGUCAUUUUUUCAAAACUUUUUAAUUACAAAAAAAAUAGGCCCAACGUUUGAAUUGUAAACUUGAAAUGUUAA